Molecule: messenger RNA, 2314 nt
Organism: Drosophila bipectinata
Lineage: Eukaryota; Metazoa; Arthropoda; Insecta; Diptera; Drosophilidae
Gene: VGAT
Product: vesicular GABA transporter
Biological process (GO): amino acid transmembrane transport
Cellular component (GO): vacuolar membrane
Molecular function (GO): L-amino acid transmembrane transporter activity
Source: RefSeq, a predicted model, not a curated record
CACCAUCGCCACCAAACUCACACCAUCCCACCAUCAGAGCCAGAGUAUAUAGCCAGCAUCCAACAUGUCAUUCAUAGCCAAAUUGAAAGCCACACCAUUGCCGCCGCUCAGAAACAUACUCAAUGUGGCCGUGCAAACGGCCAGACAGCAAAUUCCAGAGCGCAAGGAUUACGAACAGCCGCCGGGUAGUACACACCACCCCCAGCAGCAGCAACAGCACCACCAACAGCCGGGUCACCAGGCCAUGGACUAUGCGGGUAUGGAAGGCGGCGACCAGUCCACGGAAAUGAGCUCUAAUCCAUUCCGGAAUGCCGGCAACUGGACAACAGAGGGUGAGGGCGAGGGCGGUGGCGAGUACAAAGGCGAGUACCAGAGCACAUCCUUCAACGAGUACGAUGGCAGGUACCAGCAAACCGAUGGCUUCAGACAAGGAAGCAUCGCCUCGGAGGGCAGCUCAUUCGUCUGCGAGGGAGAGGGUGGCGGCGGCUGCAAGAUCGACGAGUUUCAGGCAGGCUGGAAUGUGACCAACGCCAUUCAGGGCAUGUUCAUUGUAUCGCUGCCAUUCGCCGUGCUCCACGGCGGCUACUGGGCCAUCGUGGCCAUGGUGGGCAUUGCACACAUCUGCUGCUACACGGGAAAGGUGCUGGUGCAGUGCCUCUACGAACCGGAUCCGGCCACGGGACAAAUGGUGCGUGUACGCGACAGCUACGUGGCCAUCGCCAAGGUAUGUUUCGGUCCCAAGCUGGGUGCUCGCGCCGUCAGCAUUGCCCAGCUCAUUGAGCUCCUGAUGACCUGCAUCCUGUACGUGGUGGUGUGCGGAGAUCUAUUGGCCGGCACCUAUCCACAGGGAUCGUUCGAUUCGCGCUCCUGGAUGCUGUUCGUGGGCAUCUUCCUGCUGCCCAUGGGCUUCCUCAAGUCCCUGAAGAUGGUGUCGACCCUGUCGUUCUGGUGCACAAUGUCGCACAUCGUGAUAAACGCCGUGAUCCUGGGCUACUGCCUGCUACAGAUCGGAGACUGGGGCUGGUCCAAGGUCCGCUUCAGCAUCGACAUGGAGAACUUUCCCAUUUCCCUGGGCGUGAUCGUCUUCUCGUACACCUCCCAAAUCUUCUUGCCCACUCUCGAGGGCAACAUGAUCGAUCGCUCAAAGUUCAACUGGAUGCUGGACUGGUCGCAUAUUGCGGCAGCGGUGUUUAAGGCCGGAUUCGGCUACAUAUGUUUCCUUACCUUCCAGAACGACACCCAGCAGGUCAUCACCAACAACCUGCACUCGCAGGGCUUCAAGGGACUGGUGAACUUCUUCCUGGUCAUCAAGGCCGUGCUUAGCUACCCCUUGCCAUACUAUGCCGCUUGUGAGCUGCUCGAACGGAACUUUUUCCGGGGUCCGCCGAAGACCAAGUUCCCGACCAUCUGGAACUUGGACGGGGAACUGAAAGUUUGGGGCCUGGGCUUCCGGGUGGGCGUUAUCGUGUCCACCAUACUGAUGGCCAUUUUCAUUCCCCACUUCUCCAUUUUGAUGGGCUUUAUUGGCAGCUUCACCGGCACCAUGCUUAGUUUUAUCUGGCCCUGCUAUUUCCACAUCAAGAUCAAGGGGCACCUGCUCGACCAGAAGGAAAUAGCCAAAGACUACCUCAUCAUUGGGCUCGGCGUGCUCUUCGGCGUCAUCGGUAUCUACGAUUCGGGCAAUGCCCUAAUUAAUGCAUUCGAAAUCGGUCUUCCAUUCUAAGCGAAUAACUCCAUGAUUUAUAGUCGAAAUCCUCCUAAUUUUGGGCAUGGCAAGUCUUCCAGAUGCUUGGGCAUCCAUUGGCUGUGCCCAGAACACCGGGAAUUCUAAUACUCGAAACGAAAUCGAAAACAAUAAUGUUAGUAUUUAAGAAACGAAACGCAAGUCUUCCAAACAAGCGAACAAAUGUCUUCCAAACACAAAUAAUAAUGAUUUAUGAUAUAUAUAUGGUAUUAAACACGUAGUCUAAGCGAAUCGAUGAGUAUAUAUUAAUGAAAAUAUAUAUAUAUAUAUAUACAUUGUACGAUUAUGAAAAAAAAGAGAAAUAUUUAUUGUAUUAACAUGAAUUAUAGAGAAAUUGAACAGAGAACAACAAUAAACUGCAUAUGUACACCAUUAUACAAAAAGAAAUCGAAAAGUACGAGUUAUAGAUAGAAAUCAUUGUUUAUAUAUACAUGUGUGCGUAUAUAUAUAGUCGAGUCGAUUUUUUUAAUGUUUAAAUUUACAGUUACCUAUACAUACUAGCCUUUAAAACGACACUAGCAUCUUAUAAAUUCUCAAUAAAGACGUCAUCUCCAGUUGAUCCUUAAAAAA